AGCUCGUCCCUUCUUGGUUUACUGGUUUAACUCCAACUGUUGUCAGGAUCAAGAUUAGGCUGGGGUCAAAAAUAAAAAAAAUCACUGCUAGAUUUAAUGAUCUCAUGACACAAAAAGAUCAAUUGAAUUUGAAGGAAAAUUCUACUCCGAGGCCAAGCAAAAGAAGAGAGAUACCUCCCUCAACUUCUGUGGUGACCGAAGAUCACAUCUAUGGUAGGGAGGAAGUCGUAGAGGCUGUACUUCAAUUAUUGAUAAGUGAUAAACAUAGUGAUGCCUUGACUAAAGUACCUAAUGUGAUUCCUAUAGUUGGUAUGGGGGGUAUUGGAAAGACAACCCUCGCUCAGCUCGUUUACAAUGAUAAAAGAGUGCAAGACUGUUUCUAUCAGAAAGCAUGGGCUUGUGUUUCUGAAGAUUUUGAUGUUGCUAUAGUUACAAGAACAAUUUUACAAUCUGUGAUUUCGGAAAACUGUGAUGGCAAAGAUCUAAAUUGGAUGCAAGUCAAAUUGAAGGAGAAAUUACUUGGGAAAAAGUUUCUAGUAAUUCUUGAUGAUGUUUGGAAUGAGAAAUACGAAGAUUGGAUUCGCCUACGUGCUCCGUUUGAAGCAGGGGCUCCUGGAAGUAGUAUUAUCGUCACAACUCGUAAUCAAGGAGUUUCAUCACUGAUGGGGACCAUUAAAGUUGAACCUUUUCAGUUGGAGUUGUUGCCAACUGAUUCUUGUUUGUCCAUAUUUUCCCAGCAUGCAUUGGAUGCAAAAGACUUUAGUGCACAUCCAGACCUUAAAGAUAUUGGGGAGGAAAUUGUUAGAAAGUGUAAAGGCUUGCCUUUGGCUGUUAAAACUGUUGGAGGCCUUUUACGCAGUACACAAGACCGCAAUGAGUGGGAUAAGGUUUUGAAGAGUAAGAUAUGGGAUAUACCAGAAGAGAGAAGUGGAAUUGCUCCCGCUCUUAUGUUAAGCUAUCACAAUUUGCCUGCAUAUUUAAAGAGGUGUUUUGCUUAUUGUUCUAUACUUCCAAAAGAUUAUGAGUUUGAGGAGAAGGAGGUGGUUCUAUUAUGGAUGGCAGAAGGUUUGAUUCAUCCACGACAAGAUGAAGAGGAAAUGGAAGAUUUGGGUAGCGAGUAUUUUCGCAAUCUGUUGUCAAGGUCAUUUUUCCAACAAUCACGUAUUAAUGAAUCACAAUUUGUGAUGCAUGACCUCAUCAAUGAUUUGGCUCAAUCGGUUGCAGGCGAGACGUGCUUUAGAAUGGAGGAUAGAAUUGGGGGUAAUCAGCAUGAGAAUCUCCCUAUAAAGGCACGCCACUCAUCUUACUUGGGUAGCGAAUAUGAUGUUUCUAAAAAGUUUGAGGUUUUUUCUAAACUCAUUAGUUUACGUACAUUCUUACCUCUCAUGCUACCGGAUCCAGGUGGUUGUUAUUUGGCUCGUCGUGUUCCUCAUGAAUUGGUUUUAACAUUACGAUAUUUAAGGGUGCUAUCUUUCAAUGGGUACAGUAUAACUGAACUUUCAGAUUCUAUCAGUGAUUUAAAGCAUCUACGGUACCUUAACCUUUCCAGAACUCAAAUUAGUAGCCUACCUGAAUCAAUAGCUACUAUCUACAACUUGCAAACAUUGUUGUUGGAGAGAUGUCAUUAUCUGAAGAAAUUACCUCCAAUGUUGCGAAAGUUGGUCAACCUGCGGCACCUCAAUAUUGAAGGUGCAAAUUGUUUGGAAGGAAUGCCUGUGCAAAUAGGUAAAUUAACUUGUCUCCAAACACUGUCUAAUCUAGUUGUGGGAAAAGACAAUUGCUCAGGGGUAAAGGAGCUUGGGCCUUUGAAGCAUCUUAAAGGGAAACUCAACAUUUCAAGAUUAGAGAAUGUGAUUGAACCGAAUCAUGCAAAUGAUGCAGAAUUAAUUAAAAAGAUCAAAAUUAGUAAGUUGUCAUUGGAAUGGAGUAGUGACAUUGAUGAGUCGAAAGACAGGACAAGUGAACUAGAGGUACUAAAUGGGCUACAGCCUCACAACGCUUUGACAGAGCUGGGUAUAAUUAACUAUGGUGGUACAAAAUUCCCUAAUUGGUUAACACCUCCUUCAUUUCCUCAUAUGGUCUCCUUGGCAAUAUCAAAUUGUCGCAAGUGCACAUUAUUACCUCCAUUGGGGCAAUUGCCAUCACUCGAAACUCUUUCGAUCUCUGGCAUGGAUAGCGUGAAGAGUGUUGGUUCUGAAUUUUGCGGCAAUAGUUGUGCACAAUGUUUUAGAUCCUUAAAGACUUUGCGUUUCGAGAACAUGAACGAGUGGGAGAAAUGGAGUCCUUGUGAAGAGUUCCCAAAUCUACAUAAAUGCACACUUAUAACUGAUAUAUACGAAGGGGUGGUGUGUGGAAGCAAGGUUACAUUGAAAUCAAUAAACUUCUCCAGAUCACUUUCACCAAUUUCAGAUGAAGGGGUUGAUAUGGAAGGGCUGGCAAAGUUGGAAUGGUUAAAUAUUAAACACUGUGAGGAGCUAAUGACUUUGUGGUCAGACAAGGUGGGAUCCCUGCCACAUGAUCUCCCAUUUCUGCAUCAUCUCGACAUUUACAAGUGUCCCAAACUAGUCUCUUUGGUGGCGGAAGAAGUUGAUCAAGAGCGUCUCCAACUCAGAAUCACAUCUAUUGGUAUCAAAGAUUGCAUAGCCUUGGAAUCAUUACCCAAGGCAUUGUUGUACAACAACACGUGUCUUCAGUCUAUUUAUAUCUAUAAAUGUGAUUCGCUAACGCAUUUUGCAAGAAGCCAUCUGCCUCCAACUUUAAAGAACCUAUCUAUAAGCAACUGCAAGAGUAUGAGGAAUUUGGUGGAGGAUGAUGAUAAUGAUACAAACAACAACAGUACUACUUGCAGUAGUGGCAUCACAUCUCUUCUUGAGGAAUUGAGUGUUGGAAAUUGUCCAUCCCUUGAAUCCUUAACAUCAAGCGGGGAAUUACCUGCCACGCUUCAACAACUCACUAUUAGACAUUGUCUGAAGUUGGAGUCAGUAGCUAAGAGUUUUCAUCAUAACUCAUUUCUUACAAAUAUCACCAUCUCCUUUUGUGAAAAUCUUCAAUUGUUGAAUGGUGGAGAGUUGCUCCUCCCUUCCAGCCUGAGACAGCUUUCUAUCUUUAAUUGUAAGAAAAUGCAGGGACUACCGAAUGACAUAUACAACCUCACCUCUCUUCGAGAUUUGAAAAUACAAAAUUGUCCGAGCAUUUUAUCAUUUCCCAAACAAGGUUUUCCCACACACCUAACAACACUUGAGAUCUCCCAUCUUAAAAUCACAGAAGCCUUGUUCGAUUGGGGGCUAGACAACCUCACUUCUCUCAAUGAACUUCGUAUUCAUGGAUGUCAGCAUCUGGUGUCUUUUUCAAAACUCACCUCUCUUAAAACAUUGUGGAUCUCUGAAUGCGAGAAGCUCACGUGUUUUCCAGAGGAUGGCCUGCCUCCCUCACUCCUAGAGCUUCGUAUCAAUUAUUGCCAAAAGUUGAGGUCCUUUACGAAGAAUGGCCUGCCUCUCUCACUCCUAAUGCUUCAUAUCUCUAAUUGCAAAAAGUUGAGGUCCUUUCCAAAGAAUGGCCUACCUCCCUCACUCCAGGUACUUGUAGUCUAUGAAUGUCCUUUGCUGGAAGAAUGCUGCAAGAAAGGUCGGAGAUGAGAGUGGCGCAAGAUAGUUGACAU
Juglans regia (Persian walnut) is the source of this 3658-nucleotide messenger RNA. Its product is annotated as putative disease resistance protein At3g14460. Lineage: Eukaryota; Viridiplantae; Streptophyta; Magnoliopsida; Fagales; Juglandaceae. Gene Ontology annotation, biological process: defense response to other organism. Bases 105 to 3635 code for a protein of 1176 amino acids. The record is from RefSeq and is a predicted model, not a curated record. Gene Ontology annotation, molecular function: ADP binding. The transcript is spliced from 2 exons.